GAUGUUAUCGUUUGUUCGACAGACGGUAUCUUCUACUGGGAGUAACAUUCUACGACCAGCGUCAGCGGAUGUUAUUCAGAUUAGAGGGCGUAAAAGAGCGUUGAAGCAGACAAUCACUCGCCAACAAAAACUAGAAAGACGAAUGAAAAGGGAAGAAAAAGAGGCAGCCAGAAAACAAUACUCAUUCAUGGAAAAAAUCAAUAUUCGGCGAAUGAAAAAUCUUCUAUCACCAUCUCAACAAUUUCCAGGCAGACUCAACAUUGACGAUGAAGCUAAUCUCCCUGAAAAGCCAACAUUGGAUGUUUUCAUAAAAUCUCACUUCAAAACGCAAUACUACACAGUCUCCGAAGCUCUUGACAUGCAUCGUGAACUUCAAAGCCCAUCAAUCUACAAUAAUCCAAAUGCUCCAAUCCGUCUUCGCCUUGAACUUAACAUGACAACUGAGAGGCAGACGAAAAUGGUCACAGGAAGUGAUGAAAUUGUCCCAGUCCCUCAUCCAUUCAAUCAUAACGAAAAAAGAACCAUUUUAGCAUUCGCUAAUGAUGUGAAACUUCAAGAACUGGCUGUAGAAUCUGGAGCUGAAAUGGCUCUUGGACAAGAUACCAUCAAAAAAAUCAUCAAGGGACAGUUCAGGACGGACGAUUAUGAUUUCUGUGUAUCUCAUUCAGAUAUGGGAUCAUCGAUUCUUCCACUACGUGGAAUUCUUAAAAUGAGAUUCCCAACAAGAGCUAAUGGAGGUCUCGGAGAAAAUCUUCCAGAGCUUAUCGAAAAAUUCAAGAACGGAGUGAAACUUAAUAUCAAAGGAGAUCCUGUAUAUCCCAUUUGGGGGCUCAGUGAUUGCGUUGUUGGACGGUUAUCAAUGCCAAAUGAACAUAUUGAAGCCAAUAUCGCAACUGUAAUUGCAGCCGCAUGUGCUCAUCGUAAUCCUGCACUUGGUUCAUUUGUCAAUCGAGCACUUUUGAUGACAAUUCCAGGAGAAGAAAAUUACGCUAUCGAUGUAAAACCAUGGAUUCCAAUUCCAACAGAAGAAGAAAUUGAAAAGAUUGAAAAGAGAAAGAACAAAAAGAAGAAGAAGGACGAAAAGAAGACAGAAGAUACAGAUGACGUUGCUCCAGUCGUUGCAGUGGCUCUUUAAAGAAUUUCUUUGUAGGAUUGUUUUAAAUUAGUUGUAGAUUUUUCUUUGUUUCUUUUUCAUAUUUUUCUAUUUGGUUUUUCGUUGUUUGAAAAAUAAAUUAAAACAUUUU
Messenger RNA from Caenorhabditis elegans, 1244 nucleotides. RefSeq names its product 39S ribosomal protein L1, mitochondrial (gene mrpl-1). Bases 2 to 1135 code for a protein of 377 amino acids. The transcript is spliced from 4 exons. The record is from RefSeq and is marked reviewed. Lineage: Eukaryota; Metazoa; Nematoda; Chromadorea; Rhabditida; Rhabditidae.